This is a messenger RNA of Rotaria socialis, 573 nucleotides long. NCBI's taxonomy places the organism in Eukaryota, Metazoa, Rotifera, Eurotatoria, Philodinida, Philodinidae. The record is from the annotation of a GenBank genome assembly.
AUGGCAACGCCAAGUGAAACAAAUCUUUGUUCAUUCUGCAAUAAACUAUCGGGUACAAACUACUGUUUUGGAUGUAAAAAAUAUUUUUGUCGAAGAGAUUACAGAGAACAUGAACAGCAGUUGACAAAAAGAUUCGAUGAUGAAAUCGUGCUGUCACAUGAUCAACUACUUGAAAAAAUUCAAAAACUAGAAAACUCAACUGUUUUGUCAUCGGAUCUCUUCAUUCAAAUUGACCAAUGGAAAAACUCAACGAUCGAAAGAGUCGAAAAAGCAGCAAGAAAAGCUAGCGAGGACCUUACUACAUCAAUUAAUAGGCAAAGAAUAAAAAUAAAAGAACAAUUUGAACGAAUUACAACUGAAAUUCGUCAACGACGAGAAGAAGAUAAUUUUCUUGAAAAUGAUAUUGAUCUACUUGUGUCAAAGCUUAACGAAAUUCAAGGAGCACUUCAAACACUCAUUCAAGGAGAUAUCAGCAAAUCCAUAAUUGUUGAUAACAAUAAAAUUGAUUGGAAUCGAAUCAUCUACAUCAAAGAAGUACAAGAAAGCAGUGAGUAUUUUGAACUAAGGAAAUGA